UAUUGCAAAGUGUUCUCAGGUAGUCUAAUCGAGCUUUUGUGCAACGCCUACGAAGGCACACAGUACGCUCACCGGGUGAACCAGUUGGAAUCAUAGCACAAUGCAUGCAAGAUACUUGUACCUACAUACUCGACCCUCCACAAGAGAAUGGAAAAGGAAUGUCUGCUGCAGCCUCUCCGACUUCGCUGAUGUUACAAGCAAACAAUUAUUGAGUCAGGCGCGCGCAACCGCAUUUCCGGGCCACAAGCAUGUUUCCAUCCCAUUAUGGUCUGCCACUCUGCCCACUCCACCGUGUCCACGGUGGCCACUCUGCAGGGAACGAAAGGAGGAGGAGGACAGAAAGUCGGUCUAGGCCAAUCAACCCAUCAACCAUGACGCGGUUGAUGCGUUUGCUGGACGGACGUCAAGCGCUAGUAAUGUUUGUGCUCUUGCGGUCAGAGUUCGAUAAAGUAAACAAUUUCUGGGCGGUCACGGCGGGCAUGGCGGUCAUUUCGCAACCCUUCAAAUUCCCCAUCCUCCCACUUUGCGACGACGGCCGUAUGCCAUUCAUUCAUCACAAUCGUGUUGCACGCUUAAGAUCGUCAUCUAAUGUCUGCCAUCGGGAGGGGGUCACAUGGCCCCUAUGGCUCGGGGGCCAAGCCCGCCGUUGGGCGCUGGUCCAUUCCCACUAUGUCACUGUACUGUCACUUUCACUGUUGACUUUCCAAAAACACUACGUCAAACAGUGUGAGACCUCUCACAAAGUUUCGCUGCCACCUGCGCUUGCGACACUACAGUUAUUUUCUCUUUCACUUUUGGCAUACAUACAUAGCGUCAUGCGACUGGUAUUACGACCACCUACAUACCACUCUGUUGUCCAACCCGUUCGCUCAAGCCACCUCUGUGGCAACGGCUCUCACUCUCACUUGAAGCCAGGUAGCUGAAGAACACCGCAUACCACCAACCCCGGAUCCCCGAAGCACCGACCGCUCUUCCACAGUCACUACACAGGUCACAGCCGUAUACGCAGGGAAAAAUAAGAAAAUUCAAAUCUCUCCCACCACCAUGACGAACAGUCUAGAGGCGAAGAUAGUGGUACUGGGGAGUCAGGGAGUCGGCAAAACAUCACUCGUUCAUCGUUACGUCAGGAACGCAUUUACACCCCCGACAACAGCAUCGACAAUAGGGGCUUCUUUUCUCACGAAGCGCGUCACGGAUAUCGACACAUCCACCACAGUGCGCCUGCAAAUAUGGGACACAGCUGGACAGGAAAGGUUUCGCUCGAU
Molecule: messenger RNA, 1265 nt
Organism: Aaosphaeria arxii CBS 175.79
Lineage: Eukaryota; Fungi; Ascomycota; Dothideomycetes; Pleosporales
Exons: 1
Coding region: 249-923 (224 amino acids)
Source: RefSeq, a predicted model, not a curated record